Onychostoma macrolepis is the source of this 3306-nucleotide messenger RNA. Its product is annotated as epithelial cell-transforming sequence 2 oncogene-like. Gene Ontology annotation, molecular function: protein binding; guanyl-nucleotide exchange factor activity. The record is from RefSeq and is a predicted model, not a curated record. Bases 248 to 3115 code for a protein of 955 amino acids. The transcript has 21 exons. Lineage: Eukaryota; Metazoa; Chordata; Actinopteri; Cypriniformes; Cyprinidae.
UGUUAUUUGGUCUCCAGGGAAACGAGCGCGUAAAGUAGGCGCUUGUUCCUGGACGUUUACUAGAGGUUUGUUUAGAGCUAAACUCCAGCCGAUAACAAGCAGAACACCGAAUUUGCGCGUAAAAUUCACAUUCAUUUGAUAGAGUGCAUCUGCAAUUGAAACAAACAUGUCCCUGCUUGUUAUUUUAUCUACAAACCGAGAAAGGCAGUGUUCGUUUAGGGCUGUUUAAACCAGUUUAAGUGUUAUUAUGACGUCUGUGGAAUUUAGAACCCAUCAUAAGUCAAAAACCCGCGGAAAUUCGGAUAUUAUUAAUCAAUGGCAGAUGAAUGGAAGUGACUACAGACAGUCGCUGUCGGACUUCGACGCCACAGAAACCAGAUUCAGUGCAUGGACGCCUGUAACAAAUAAAGCAUGCAACCAACAGCUUUUUCAGGAAAGAACAACUCUCAUCCUCCAUUGGUUUGACCUGUGGACAAACCGACAAAGAAAAGAAUUUAUUUGUCAGCUGUUGAAAAGAUGCUCUAAAACCCAGCUCAAGUUUACCAGGGAUUGCUUGGCAGAAUCAGUCCCCAUCACUCGAAUGGACUUCACAGCUGUGCUGCCUCGCUUUCUGUCUCUCUACAUCAUGUCCUUCCUCAGUCCUCGAGACAUCUGCUCUGCAGCACAGGUGUGCUGGCACUGGAGGUUUCUGGCAGAGCAGGACUGUCUGUGGUCUCCGAAGUGCAACCGUCUGGGCUGGUUUCUUCCCUACAGCCCAUCAGAUCACGAGUAUGGGGCAUGGAAAAGACAUUAUGUGGCUUGUACUGCCAGUUUAGAUAUUCUAACUCCACGGGAAGCAGCAGGUGUCUAUGGUACCUUGAAUGAGAGUUUGACAGCACCAGAGGAGCAACAGGAUAGAUGGAGAGAACACAAGAUAAGACAAACUAUCAGACAGAAGGUUGCAGAGCAUAAACAGGCUGCUUUGAAGACCAGGAGGGCAUGGUUAAACACCAGUAAAUUGGGCACAUCAUUUACUGGAACCAUUCAUAAGCCACUGAGUCUAACUGCUGCUGUUGUUCAACUUGGGGACAAGUGCCGAUUGAAAAAUUCACUCUCUAGUGUGGAUAUAAGAGAACCACGGCUUGAUUUAAGCUUGAAUAACACUCUUGGGAGCACAUGUGCCACCAGUUUAUUGAAAACUAUGAGUUCACUGUUCACCCAGCCAGUCAAAUCUUCCUAUAGUCCUCUUCCUCAUUUCCUGCUUGUGUCAUCCAGUGUUCCUGGAUAUGAACUGCUUCUGUCUGCGGUGCAAGUGUCUGUGGUGGUUUUACCAUAUGACUCACAAGGAAUGACCUUGGAGGCUUUGCUUUCUCUGGCGGAAAGGGUGAUUCAAGGCAGGAUGGUGCAAAGUCUUGGCAUUUUGGUGACAGGAAGCACAGAAGAGAUAACUCUCACAGAUGGAAUGAGCAUAAGUGAGAAGACAGUGCUAAAGCCAGGUGUGAGGGAGUUCUGGGAGAAUCUGUGUGGUUGGGUAGUUCCUGCUUCAGAAGGAGGGAGUCUGGACAUCUUUGCUCCCCUGGCAGCUUCAGUCGCAGGGAUGGAUCUAAUGAGGAAGUUGUCCGUUUUGUCUGGUCUGAAUGUCAGAGCUCCCACAGGGAUCUGUACAGGCUCCUACCAGCACAUUCUCAGUGAGUGGUCUGGGUCUGGUGAUUUUCCUCCGUUGGUGUACCUGCAUGAGACCUUCCUUCUGAGCUGGUGCAGACAGGCUGAAUGGAUAGAGGAAGCCUGUAAGCAUCUGCGGAAACAGCUGGGGCCACAGCUGCACUUCAUGUGUCAAGAGAUCAGAGGCCGAAUCCUGGGUCUGUUCCUCUGGGAUCAUAUAAAGAUGCCUGUCAUUUCCCUUAAAUCAGAGGUCAUGCAGUGUUUGCUUCAUGGGCUUGUGGCGCUGAUGAAUGAAACUCCGGAUGAUCCCUUAGACUUCUUGGGUCACUUUCUACUGAAGUCAUCAGUCAGCAAUGGUUUGAAGAAUAUGGACCCACUGUUUCUUACAGAAAGUGCUUCCUUUAAUGGCCUCGAUCCAGAAUCUCCAAAGGGCUUGCUAAGUGAUGCAGACAGACGUAGUGCUGUGUGCAAAGAGCUUUUAAAUAGUGAGAAAAUAUAUGUGAGGCAACUUCAAGCGGUGGCCACAGUGUACUACACCCCUCUCAGAGCGGCACUGGACUCCAACAGAGCCAUCAUCAGCUCAGUCAGUCUCAUCACCAUCUUCUGCCCUCUGCUGGACAUUUUGGAGACGAACAGUGUUUUUCUGAAGGAGCUGACUGAGAGGUGGGAGGAGUGGGGUCCGCUGCAGUGUGUGGGGGAUAUUUGUGUCAAAUUUUGCACCAAGUUACGGGUCUACACUAAUUUUUUCAACAACUAUCCUACCAUUCUCAGAAGUAUAGACAAGUGCCGUGAGAUGCUUCCAGUAUUCCGCAGCUUUCUGAAGAGACACGACCGGACUGUUGCUACCAGAAUGCUGAGUCUCCAGGAGCUGUUUCUCACACCAUCCGCACGAGUGGAGGAGUAUAUGACUUUGUUUCAGGUAUUAACGCUACACACACCGUCUGAGCAUCCGGACUACACACAGAUAACAUCUGCUCUCAACUCACUGCUGACUUACAGAGACUUCAUCCACAAGUUGAAAAAGAGUCUGGAUCGAGACUUGAGAAUCAUGGAGGCACAGAGCACAAUUCAAAGCUGCCCAAAUUUGUUGGAGGAAAGCAGAUACUUGAUCACCAGACAGGAUGUGGCAUUACUGAGCUGCCUUAAUGCAGACAUUGCUGCCUCUCUCAGAAUGUAUGAGCAUGUGAGUGACCUGGGGUUGUUUCUGUUCAAUGACGCUCUAGUGCUGACCGAGAGGAGUGUGUCAAAUGUGCCAUUUUGUCUGGCAGUGAAUACGACUCACACCUUUCUGGCCUCUGUGGCUCUUCACUGUCUAAAUCUCACGGAAAUCACAGACACAAAGUAUGUUCGAAACGCUUUUCAGCUGGAGAGCCCGAAGCGCCAGUGGAUCUGUGCUACAGAUAGAGAAGAGGACAAGAUCAGGCUGCUGUCUGCUUUACGCAGUGCUAUAAAUGCUGCUAUAACACGUAACUAAAGAUGAACAUACUAUUCACUACUACAAACCAUAUUAAGAAACUGAAUAGAUGGUCACUAGAAUAGAUGGUCAUUUUUUUAUUUUGGUUUAUUACCAAGUAAAUUGAAUUGGUAUGAAUAUAAUGUUUUUUGAUUAUGCAUGAUUAAAGUAUGAAUUAUUGCAAUAUAAAAGUCUGUAAUUUUAUGCGUACU